Molecule: messenger RNA, 606 nt
Organism: Fulvia fulva
Lineage: Eukaryota; Fungi; Ascomycota; Dothideomycetes; Mycosphaerellales; Mycosphaerellaceae
Exons: 1
Coding region: 1-606 (201 amino acids)
Source: RefSeq, a predicted model, not a curated record
AUGGCUAUAAUGCAGCCGUCCGCUCACGACCAGAUCGAACAUAUCGCACUCACCAACAAAGCCAGCGCUACGAAGCAACGGCUUCUAGGCACCCAAGCAACGCAGUACAGCACACAUUACGCCAAUAUUGAGCACCUUCGUUGUGUGCGUCAACUCGACAAGAUCUACCACCCUCCGCAUCAACUGAUGGCGAGCAAGCGGGACACUAUGUCUUCUUUCACCAACAUCCUCCUCGCCCUAGCUACCCUCACCCCCCUGGCCGAUGUCUCAGCCUCUGCCGUUCCGGACACCUUGGUCAAACGAGCUGAUCUGGAGUGCCCUUCGUCGAACGGCACAGAAUAUCUCACGAAUUCGGGCUACAAUUUUCGCAUUCGCUGCAACUCCGAUACCAGAUCCAACGGGUACUGGGGCUUAACUACAACCCAGACCUUUGACGAAUGCCUGAGGACUUGCGGCGGAUUACCAAGGUGCAACUAUGUUACCUACACAGGACGAAGCGUAGACACUUACGGGUCGUGCUACUUGAAGGAGGAUAAUGGUGGCAGUUAUGUCUCGGCGAACAAUGUCUACGUGGCGCGGAAGCUGAACCCAGCUUAUUGUCAGUGA